GCAGCCGGCCAUCUUGGAUAUCCACAUCCAUAUCUCUUAGCGUGUUUGAUGCUGACGCCAGACACGCGGUUCGCAACAUCGUGCACUAUGUCCAACCGCCUUAUCGCACUUAUUACGGGAACCGCUCCAAUAAUCGUGAACUACGAUCUAGCAUCGAAGAUGGGAAUGUAGAACGGAUUUAAAAGAGUAACUGGAUUGUCGAUUACAUCCGCCUUGGAAAUGUGGGCAAAUGUACCAUGACCGCAUGGCUACAAGAACCGUGGAGAUAGAAAUGUCAGAGUUUACUCCAGUCUAACACAGUCAGUACGAUUCGCGGAAGGAAUGACCUCAAUCAGUCUUCCACAGACACGUAUUAACCCUAGCCAGAAUUUCGUAUCGAUCGCGUCGUCAAAGCUAGCUGCAUCCUACGUCCUAAUAUCGAUUGCAUCGACGCCUGAAAGGGAAGCCUGUCCACGAAGUUGUACCUCAAAUGUCCAAUCAGAGUUAACGUGCGUGCUCUUGCGGUCAACGUCUACUAUAAUUGGCGCGGGUUCGGACUCCAUAUUACAGAUCCUGUGCAGGCCAUCGACCAUGGACGCUUGUCCUACGUACGGAUUUCCUGAUUCAGCUUGGUUCGGCCGACUUUACCAGGUUCCGAUGGGCUUCGGCAUACCUACUACAGAUCCUCGUGGGCAAUUCGGAACAACCUCCGCGGCGCUUAACGUCUUAUAUCCGGGCCUGCGCUAUGCCUUUGAACCCAUGCAACCUUGGACUACUGGUACAUCCGAUCCAGGGCGCGCUAGGGCCUUGGUAGCUCGGCCAUUUUCGGCACGAUAGAGACGACACCGUGGUGACAAGUACCAUUGACAACAUAUCUCGGCUCCGCGGUGCGAGCGCCUACCCGCAAGUACACUGGCGUGUGCACAGUGCUUUAGAACGACUGAAGCCUUCGACUUGAGCGAAA
This is a messenger RNA of Trematosphaeria pertusa, 943 nucleotides long. RefSeq lists its product as uncharacterized. NCBI's taxonomy places the organism in Eukaryota, Fungi, Ascomycota, Dothideomycetes, Pleosporales, Trematosphaeriaceae. Bases 322 to 816 code for a protein of 164 amino acids. The record is from RefSeq and is a predicted model, not a curated record. The transcript has 2 exons.